Dictyostelium purpureum is the source of this 1932-nucleotide messenger RNA. RefSeq lists its product as uncharacterized. NCBI's taxonomy places the organism in Eukaryota, Evosea, Eumycetozoa, Dictyosteliales, Dictyosteliaceae. The record is from RefSeq and is a predicted model, not a curated record. The transcript is spliced from 3 exons. The coding region runs from base 1 to 1932 and encodes 643 amino acids.
AUGGAAUAUUUACAAAGUGAAAUAAUUCCAAAAAAAAGAUUAUUUUUUAUAUUAACACAUACAGGUGUAAACCAAGAAGAGUUUAAAAAAAAUAAUACAAUAGCUGAAGAAUUUAUAAACAAUUUGCCAUCUGAAUCUGAAACUAUUAUAUCUCAAUAUUCCAAUUAUUUAGAUUCUAACACAGUAUUUGUUCCAGAUAAUGAACCAAAAAUAAAUUGUAUACCAAAUUUAAACUCUGCAUUACUCUCAGUUCAACAAAAAAUAGAAUUUAUUUUUAAUAAAGAAAUUUCCGUUGUUUUGUUUUCAAAUGGACCAUGCACUGAUGACCCCAAAGCAACCAUAACCAGUAUCAUGGAUAGGGGUAUCAAAUUUUUUUGUAUUACAACCAAAAAUGAAGCUUUGGUUACAUUAGCAUCAUUAUCUACAAAUAUCAGUUUCCAUGUAUAUGAAAACUCAUCGAAAUUAACCGAAUAUAUAAAAGAAAUUACAAAAAACAAGAUUGAAAUACCUGUUUUACAUAAAAUUUCAGUAGCCAAUCAAACAAUUCAAACUUCCAAAGAUGAUCUUUCAAUUUCUUUUAAAAUUUUCCUAAACUCUAAUGAACAUGCUUUCAAAGAAAAUGAAAUCGAAAUUGAAAUUUUAACAAAUGACUACUAUUACGGUCAAAAAGUUAUAGUUCCAAACAAAGUUGAUUGCAAUACUCCAUAUAUCGCACAUCUUGUUUUAAGGGUUGCAAAUAACUCAUCAAACUACGAUUUACCUUCUAAAAUUUAUUUCAAAAUCAAGGUUAAAGAACAAGUUUUCGAUGGAUUCUUUACUCUCGAUUUAGUGUGGUUCACAGGCGACUUUGAAACUUUAAAACCAAUCAACAUUUGGGUUGAAGGACUUAUGGGAAAUGGUAAAUCAUCUGUAUUAAAUAUGUUGUUUAAUUUAUUCACAUCGAAUCCAGAAAUUUACGAUUAUUUCAUCUCAUCGAAUUACCACAGCCAUGUAACCAAAAAAAUCUCAUUUAGCAAAAUUUCAGACAUCUUGGAUGUUUUCAAAGGAAUAGCAGGUGCAAAUUGGCCAUUGUUUGAUAAAAUCAAAGAUAAAAUUAAAAUUUCACUUGUCGAUAAACCAGGUAUUACAAAUACAGAUGCAAAUAUAAGCUUUUUAUUAGCAUCAAAAGGUGCUUAUCAUAACAAUACACAUAAAGAUCAAAUGGUAGCCAGUAAUAAAGAGAAAAAAGAAUACGAAUGCCAUGCUGUCAUUUUUGUAGUAUCACUUUCUGAAAUUUUUGCUAAUAAAGCUGAAAUGGAACUAGUUAAAAAAAAAACUGAGGAAGUUAUAGAUAAAGUCAACAUCCAACCAAUUUUAGCAGUAACUUUUAGCGACAAUUUCACUGAAACUCAAUUAGAAGCUGCUAAAAAACAACUUUAUAAAUGUGAUUUAAAUGUAGCAAAAAAUAAUAUUUUCUUUGUUCACCCAUAUAUCAAUGGUGAAACUAAAAGAAAAAUUGAAAAAGACAUUGAAGCAUUCAAACUAUUAAAAUAUGCUGUUAAAGUUGGCAUUCAAAAACAAUUCCAAAAAGAAAUGGAUUCAAAAGACAUCCAAAAAAAACAAAGAGAAAGUGAUUCAAAUGAAGCUACUACUACUUUAAACGAUGCCUCCACAUCAACUCCAAAUGAACCUGCUACUACAAACCCAAUUGGAUCUGUUACAAAGAAAACCUUCGCCAUAACUCUUAUUCACGAAGGCAAUGAUUUUAAAAUCAAAGUUCCACAAAAAUACACAGUUACAAAACUUUAUGGCAUGGCUAAAAAGAAAUUUAGUAUAAAAGAAGAUUUCUCUUUAAAUGACGAAGAUGAUGUAGAACUAGUUGGGGAUUUUCCUUUAGAUGAUGUAAUUUUCGAAGAAGAAUCUAGAUUCAAAGUUAAUAUUAAAAAAGAUUAA